Molecule: messenger RNA, 3077 nt
Organism: Thamnophis elegans (Western terrestrial garter snake)
Lineage: Eukaryota; Metazoa; Chordata; Lepidosauria; Squamata; Natricidae
Gene: RNF144B
Product: ring finger protein 144B
Exons: 9
Coding region: 464-1375 (303 amino acids)
Biological process (GO): positive regulation of proteasomal ubiquitin-dependent protein catabolic process; protein polyubiquitination; ubiquitin-dependent protein catabolic process
Cellular component (GO): mitochondrial membrane; ubiquitin ligase complex; cytoplasm
Molecular function (GO): ubiquitin protein ligase activity; ubiquitin conjugating enzyme binding; zinc ion binding
Source: RefSeq, a predicted model, not a curated record
GAAAUGGGACUUGGGAACUAGGAAGUGAUGUGGCUCUGGCUUCUUGUAUAAAUAAGUAUAGCUUUCACACAGCUUUUGUAUAUGUGUGGUGACAUGUGCUUUAAGAGAUAAUGGUAACAUGCUAAUAGCAGGGAGGAGAUUAUUUCUCGUAGUGAAGAGAGGGAGGGAGAGAUGAGUGCACUUUCAAGUGUAUAACGUGUAAAGCUUUCCCAUGCAGCAGGGAAGAAAGACGGAAAGGGGAAAAUGGUUUUAUUUUUCAGUCUCUGAGCUCUUGCUGGCUGUGACAUGUCUUGGAACUACUGAAAUGUGAGAGAAGCUGUUGAAAAGUCUUAGCGCCGAAGAGGAAAUCCUCUCCGUUCAUAAGGUGUGCUACAUGAAGGGACUUCACUCAAAAUAAGAUGUAACUCUUGGGACAAUCUCACCAGUGCCGUUGGAACUGAAAUUGCCAGGUGUAUUUAAAUUGAUGACCUCUGCUACUGAAAUCUGCUUCAGCACCAUGACAACCGAAGUAGCAGAAGUUGGGGAAUUGUCUUUGGAGUCUUUGGUGACUUGCAAACUGUGCUUAUCUGAAUAUUCACUGGAUAAGAUGACCGCUCUUCAGGGUUGCAAUUGCAUCUUUUGUACCUCAUGUCUAAAACAAUACAUGCAAAUUGCCAUCCGUGAAGGGUGUGGUUCUCCCAUCACUUGUCCAGAUAUGGUCUGCUUAGGCCAUGGGAUGCUGCAAGAAACAGAGAUAGCCAGCUUGGUGUCUGCAGACCAAUUUCAGUUGUACAAGCAGUUGAAAUUUGAAAGAGAAGUGCAUUUGGAUCCACUGAGGACCUGGUGUCCGUCUGCUAAUUGUCAGACCGUGUGCCAAAUUGAACCAAGCGACUCUGGAUUACCGGUGCCUAUAAAAUGUCAGACGUGCUACUUGACAUUCUGUUCAUCAUGCAAAGAACCUUGGCAUGUGGAGGGAUCAUGCUCAGAAAGCCAUUUGGUGGGGACUGCAAAUGAGCAAGGAACGCUUAUUAAAAACAACUCAGAAGCUCCAAUUAAACAGUGUCCAGUCUGUCGGAUCUAUAUUGAGCGGAACGAAGGCUGCGCUCAAAUGAUGUGCAAAAAUUGCAAGCACACAUUUUGCUGGUACUGCCUACAAAAUUUGGAUAACGACAUCUUCUUAAGGCAUUAUGACAAAGGUCCCUGUCGAAAUAAACUGGGCCAUUCACGAGCCUCAGUUAUGUGGAACAGAACACAGGUUGUUGGCAUCCUAGUGGGCCUGGGAAUCGUCGUUUUGGUCACAUCUCCAUUGCUGCUCUUAGCUUCGCCCUGCAUCAUUUGUUGUGUCUGCAAAUCCUGCCAAAGCAAGAAAAAGAAACACAGCCCACCACCAACAUAAAAUAUCCUCCCUAUUUUGGAUGUGGAUGUCGGUCGUGUUUGUCAGGGAGAAGACUUAAUGGUUGACGUCUUGCACUCUGCUUUACCAACCAAUCCUCCUUUGUUCUGCCAACUUCUGUAAAAAGUGCCUACUGGUUCACAGGCUGCCACUUUAUUUGCAAGCUGCAGCUCAGCUGGGGUGGGGUGGGGCUAUUUGUUAUGAUCUGGGUUAACUCUGCUUUUUCUUUUUUUCUUUGAAUGGAGCCGGACUUGUAAAGGUAUUUUAAGGUGUUUCAAAAUGACUGCUUGGUUGAAAUUGGCAGAUGAAACUGCAGCCGUUCACAAGAAUUCUGAAUGACCAUUGAUUUUCAGAGCACCUUGAUACUAUAUUUCCUGAAGCAGUUAUACAGUUUGAGUAAGAAAAUAAAAUGGAUAAUUCAGCACUUUUAAAAGAAAAUAUUGGUUACUUUAAAUUUUAGAUUUCUGGUGCAGACUUAGUGGCAGUUGAAAAAAACAACUCCCAACUCUUUUAGUAACUGUACAACUUUUUAUUUUUAAAAAAAGAUCUAUCGCUGAAAAGGGGGAAGCCAUAAAACUCAAGCGUUGAACAUUAUUGAUAGAUCACCUUGCCAAUUUACACUUUUUUUUCAAAGGCAAGUCAGGUCAAAUAAUUUAUUUACAAUAAGUUCUACUUUGCGACAGCACCAAAACCAAUAAUACAAGUCUGGCCUUACAUUGUAAGCCUAAAAUGCUGAGCAGAUCACCCUAUUUGUAUUAUUAAUAUGGCCUAUACAUUAAUUGCUUCCAAGCAGUUGAUAAAUCCUGAGUGCUAGUUGAGAUGCUAGCUUUGGUCCAGAAGUCGGAAGGGUGGCAUAACCAACCUGAAUGUGACAUAACUGGGCCUUUAUUUAUUUUUCUCUAGAUUUCAUUAUUACUGUCUUAUUCCUCAUGGUUGAAGUUUAGCAGAGGAGUGAAAAUGAUAUUGAGCCAUAAGGACUUUGAUCAUCAACUAGAAGAACUGAACUUGUCAAAAGGUUUGCCUUUGUAGACAUACUGUUCAGUAAAGAAUAGUAACUACUUAAAAAACCAAGAACAUGAAUGACCCUAAUAAAUAUUGUUGCAACAAAUAAUAGCCAUUUUGUUGAGCUAGGGGGAAACUGUGAAAAUAACACAGUGUUCUCCGAACAAAUAUUUGUAAGUUGUGGACUAGCUGUAUAUCUACAACAAAACUGUGAAGAUAUCAUAUAACUCAAAACAAGUUACAUGCAUAAGCAUUGUUAAUAAAUCUAAUUUUCAGAUGAAAUAACUACUUGCCCAUGUUGGAAUAUCUACUAUCUCAAAACAGAUCUUCAGCUAAUGUGAAAUAAAAAAAAAGAGGCGUCUUGAAAAUAUUCUAAAAGAACAAAGGAUGUUGGAGAAUAUCCAACCAAUCUUGGUUACAAGAAAAUAAUUCUAUAUUCUGAUCAUGCCUUCAUCCAUACCAUCCCAUUCUAUAAUAAAAGGUGGCAUUACAUAUACAAGGCACUCAAUUAUUUCUUGAACAAUUAAGUUUAUGUAUGCUGUGGUAUCUAAUCUAGUACAUCAAGGAAAGCCAUGUAUGUUUCAUAAUGCUCAAAAUGUUGUCUAAUGUCAUAAAAUUGUGUGGACUUCCACAAAAAAAAAUCUUUUUAAUAAGCUUAAAUUAUUGGAUCAUUUACUGUAGAAAUAAAUUGCCAUAUCAUCAA